GCCGUGGUGGGCAAAAGCAAUGAACGAGGUGUCGAGACGAUGUCAAAAUUUUGGGCGCUGUCAUUCGCGGCAACGACAACGUCAGAAUUUGACAAAGCAGCUGCAAUUUGGCUGUAUACAUGAUGAAAUCGGAUGAAACAGAGAAACUCAACGAACUCGAACUUGACGACAUUACUUUUUGGCAUUCACACGUUUUUGCAGUACUUAGACUUAGUUCAAACUUGGCGACAUUAUGAAACUUUUUCAGGGCAUACAACAUCGUGCCUCUUUUCGAUGCACUGCAGUAAGUUGGCUGGUAGAAAAAUAUUACUUGGCUAGAAGAAUUUCAUGCGGUUUUUACAAUUUUUGCUUGAGAAUACACCUUUUCCGUGCCCGCGAGAACUCUUUGAGCAAACUUCUACAGUGCGACGGUUCAAGAAGAGUAUCCGGGUUUUUGCAUUCGUUUUCGUACCAAUCCAUCGGAAUCCGAAUCCAGGUGAACAAGAACUACAGCGAAAAUAUAAGGACCUCAACAACACAAACCCAGCACAGAGUUGAUGCUUCUACAAACAGAAAACAAAAUCAAAAUGGUGUCAAG
Molecule: messenger RNA, 577 nt
Organism: Amoebophrya sp. A120
Lineage: Eukaryota; Dinophyceae; Syndiniales; Amoebophryaceae
Source: the annotation of a GenBank genome assembly